This is a messenger RNA of Darwinula stevensoni, 1671 nucleotides long. The record is from the annotation of a GenBank genome assembly. Lineage: Eukaryota; Metazoa; Arthropoda; Ostracoda; Podocopida; Darwinulidae.
CGCUUUGCGAGUGAGCUGUUGUGACAAGUGCAUCGGCACGACCUGCAGCCAUGAGUUCCUCACGGGAAGUCAGGAGCCCGCCCGCCCCGAAGAUGAAGGGGCUGGAGCAGAGUUUCCUGUACCAGAGACGACAGAUGGCCCACGCCCAGGCGAGAGAGCUGGCCGCUUCCAAUGCAAGAACACCACUGCACGAGAAGGAUUUUCAGGCCGAGUUUGACAAGAUUCAGGAGAUCAUGAACGAAGUGGGAGGUGUGACGCCGCUGCCGAAGACCCCUCGGUCGUUCGCACCGAAUCUGGCCCCGCCUUGGCAGAUUCGGAGCCCUCAGGCCGAGAGAAUGAGAGAACUGAGCAUGAAUUUGGGGGCUUCGGAGUGCUCUCGCUGCCACGAGGGAUUCGAGCCUAACGAGAAGGUCCUCAACUCCAAUGGCGAGCUUUGGCAUCCACAAUGUUUUGUGUGUGUCCAGUGCUUCAGGCCCUUCCCAGAGGGGGUCUUCUAUGAGUUUGAGGGACGAAAAUAUUGCGAACAUGACUUCCAGGUCCUCUUUGCACCAUGUUGUGGAAAAUGCGGGGAGUUUAUCAUUGGCAGGGUGAUCAAGGCCUUGAAUGCCAAUUGGCACCCACUGUGCUUCCGCUGCAACAUGUGCGACAAAGAGCUGGCUGACCUCGGCUUCAUCAAGAAUGCCGGCCGUGCCCUCUGCCACGAGUGCAAUGCCCACGUCAAGGCAGCUGCUAUCGGCAAACACAUAUGCUACAAGUGCAAGCAAGUUAUUGAAGAAGGGCUGCUACGCUUCCGUGGUGAGGUCUACCAUCCGUAUCACUUCAAUUGUGCCUCAUGCAGUGUGGAACUCAACUCAGAUGCGAGGGAAGUCACCACGUCCCGACCAGGCUACUCGGCCAAUCAAGUGAAUGAGCUCUAUUGUUUGCGUUGCCAUGAUAAAAUGGGGAUCCCGAUCUGUGGGGCAUGUCGCCGUCCCAUUGAAGAGCGGGUUGUGACAGCCCUUGGGAAGCAGUGGCAUGUGGAGCACUUUGUGUGUGCGAAAUGCGAGAAGCCGUUCCUCGGCCACCGGCAUUAUGAGCGCAAGGGCCUGGCAUACUGCGAGACCCACUACCAUCAGCUCUUUGGGAAUCUCUGCUUUGUCUGCAACCAGGUCAUCUCAGGGGAUGUGUUCACAUGCUUGAACAAGGCAUGGUGUGCAGAUCACUUUGCUUGUGCCCUGUGUGACACUAAGCUGAACCAGAAGAGCAAGUUUUUUGAGUUUGACCAGAAGCCAGCAUGCAAGAAGUGCUAUGAGAAGCUACCCAUCGAGUUGCGUCGACGGCUUAAACGCAUGCAUGAGGAGCAGGCCAAGAAGGGCAGCGUCUAACUCCGUACAACUCUCUUUUUACCAGUUUUGAAAUUUGAUUCUUGAGUGAGGCUUAGGUCACACUGUAAAAUUUGCUUAGAUUUUUUAGUACAAGUUUUUGGGAAUUGGUAACAGUAUCAAUAUCUCAGGAUAAAUUGUGACAGAAAAAAAUUACUGAAAAUUUAUUAGGAAAAUGAAAUUUUACAGUGUGAACUUAGCUAACAAGGUGCUUCAAAUGUUUUUUCCUAUUGACUAUGCUGCAGCUAAUCAGUUUUUGAUGUUUUCAUUGUGAACUAAUUUUUAAGAAAUGAACGUGCCUUCUAACCAC